AUGGCCUCAAUCCCUCAGUCCACCAACCCCGAUUUGGUCGAUUGGGAAGGCCCAGAUGAUCCCAUGAAUCCGAUGAACUGGCCCCUGAGAAAGAAAGUCGCCAUAACCAUCACCGUGGCACUGCUCACCAUUUUAACGUAUGAGACUGAUUCCCAAGCCCCCUUCGUCGGUAGUUCGGGAACUAAAACAAGGAUAAAUCCUAGGCCACUGGGAUCAUCGAUUGUAGCACCAGCUGCCUUCCAGAUCAUGGAGGAAUUCCAGCAGCCGCAGAAUGAUGAGUUGAGUGCAUUUGUAGUCUCGGUCUACCUUCUUGGGUACGCUUUUGGACCGAUGAUACUCGCCCCUCUGUCUGAAUUAUAUGGACGCAACAUCGUCUACCAUAUCUGCAAUGUACUCUACCUCCUCAUGACCAUCGCGUGUGCCCUGGCUCCUAACCUUCCGGGCUUCAUGGUGUGUCGUCUGCUGGCCGGCACGGCUGGCAGUGCGCCAUUAUCCAUCGGAGCAGGAUCGCUCGCGGAUAUUAUUCCCUCAAAGAACCGCGGGUUGGCAAUGGGGGCGUGGGUGCUCGGUCCUGUGCUUGGACCGGUCAUAGCGCCCAUAGGUGCGUAUCUCCCCAGAAUCGGUCCCCUGACGCCUGGAGCACACUGA
This is a messenger RNA of Penicillium mononematosum, 648 nucleotides long. RefSeq lists its product as uncharacterized. The transcript has a single exon. NCBI's taxonomy places the organism in Eukaryota, Fungi, Ascomycota, Eurotiomycetes, Eurotiales, Aspergillaceae. The coding region runs from base 1 to 648 and encodes 215 amino acids. Gene Ontology annotation, biological process: transmembrane transport. Gene Ontology annotation, molecular function: transmembrane transporter activity. The record is from RefSeq and is a predicted model, not a curated record.